Molecule: messenger RNA, 2553 nt
Organism: Labrus bergylta (ballan wrasse)
Lineage: Eukaryota; Metazoa; Chordata; Actinopteri; Labriformes; Labridae
Source: RefSeq, a predicted model, not a curated record
GAGAGAGAGAGAGAGAGAGAGAGAGAGAGAGAGGUGGAGGCUACAGACUGUACUUACUAAGCGGGGUUCUGGGAUCUGGUUCUUCUCGGCCCGGCGGCUGACUUGUGCACCUCUGUCGGAGGUCACUGCAAUCUGGAUUUAAAUAUAUAUACAUAUAUAUAUAUAUAUAUAUAUAGAAAGGGAAGAGAGGUCAGCAGAACGACAGGAAUGAGAGAGGAAUAAAGAGAUAGCUGAUAGAAACAGGGAGCGACAUCGCGGACGAGCCACCGAGAAGGAGACGAAACCCCCCCCACCCUCUCCCCCCCGGCCAGACGACCCUUUAGCACGGAUACAGGGAGGCAUAGAGGAGGGGGAACUAACGGGAGACAGACUGAUAAAUAACCCAGACAGGAAAGCCAUCAUCACUAGGGCAUGGCAGAUGCAGACCUGGACUUCCAGACAGGUGAUGCUGGGGCAUCCGCCACCUACCCCAUGCAGUGCUCUGCCCUGCGUAAAAACGGCUUUGUAGUCCUGAAGAACCGACCCUGCAAGAUCGUUGAGAUGUCCACCUCCAAGACUGGGAAGCACGGCCACGCUAAGGUCCACAUGGUCGGCAUUGACAUCUUCUCUGGUAAGAAAUAUGAAGAUAUCUGUCCCUCCACCCACAACAUGGACGUCCCCAACAUCAAGAGAAUGGACUAUCAGCUGAUUGGGAUCCAAGAUGGCUACCUGUCCCUGCUCCAGGACAGUGGUGAGGUGAGAGAGGACCUGAAGAUCCCAGAGGGAGACCUCGGCAAAGAGAUAGAGAUCAAGCACGAAGCCGGAGAGGAGAUCAUGAUCACCGUUCUAAAUGCAAUGGAUGAAGAAGCGGCCAUUGGCAUCAAAGCCCUGGCUAAAUAAGCCACCGCAGGUAAAUACAGAGCUACAGCUGUACGGAUAUGCAGCUGCUUUCCAUCCCCACCCCACCCCAAGCAUCGACUGACCCAGCCUGCCUGACUGAAGAGGAGUGUGUGUGUGUGUGUGUGUGUGUGUGUGUGUGUGUGUGUGUGCGUGUGUUUGGUUGUUGCGCAACAAGUCAACAGCAUGUGCCAUGCUAAUGCAAGUCUGUGUGAUAUCAUGUCUCUGUACAGUUUCUUGUUCAUCACUGGACCAAGGAGAAGGCAACUCCAGUCAGCAAUAUGUGAGGCUGUUUGGACUCUAACCUUGGUGUACUAGGAAAAAAAACAACUUUAUUUAUAGUUAUGCAUAGAGACAAUACUGGAAAUAUUCAUGUUUGCCACAUCAUUACAUUAUGUCAGCACUUUUUGUGUAUAUAUUGAGAUAUGAGCGUAAAUUUAAAGACGGGUGUCACUCUGGAUUUGCCUCCCCCUUUUGUACGUGCUUUCUCUGUCAUGUAACACUAUUAUGAGCAUGUGUAUCAUUUCUAAGUAGCACUUUCAAAUAGAAAUGAAGCGUAUGGGUCACGUUGUAUAUUUUGAAGCGGUGUUUUUGCUGUUGUUUUCUGUUAGUAGCACUUUAUUUCACAGCCUUAACGCACCUUCCGCUUGCUGUAUGUUCCUAAGGAAAGCGCUUCCCGCUUUGUUGUGAUGUCGGGUCGACUUGUUUUCACGCACUUUCAUUCAUCAUGGCGGGCUGUUAGAUUGAAGUGUCCACCGAGGUUGAAACUGCUAUGUUUACUCCACAGAGGCUUUUUAAACACUGUCUGGUACAUUAAAAUAUAUUUGUUUUGAUUUUUACUUUUCCCUUCAGAAUCUUCCUUUUCUCACUUUUCUUUCCUUUUUUUUCUUCUUCUUCCUUCAUAAUUCUGUUUCAGGGGUAAACGAGAUGCACUGGACCUGGGGGGAAAAGGAGGGAUUAUUGCCUCGUCAAUGCUUUUCUCCCUCUUUCUUUUUUUCUCUCUUCUCGUCUUGGUUUUUCAUACUCUCUCUCUCUCUCUCUCACUUUGUUUUCUGACCCCUCUGUGGGUCCGUUUAGAAAAUAACUAAUUGGAAAUGUCAAACAUUCUCUAUGUGAACGCACUCAUGAUAAAAAAAUCCACACGUCUGGACUUUGGAGGUUUAAUAAGGUCACGGAGGAGUUCAAAUAUUCAGUAGCUUCCUAUCAUCAGGAGAAAGAAAAGGUGGUGCUACUCAAACAUGGGUUUUAUUUUUUAUACAUGUCCCACCCUGUUUUCUGAAGGGCUUCAACUCUCAUCUGCAUUGUUCUGUUGAGGCUUGUUCAGCCUGUGCGCCAUACAUGACGUUUAUCUGUGUGGCGCUGUUAUUUCAGCAAGUCAUCUGAACAAGCCCCUCCCUCCUGCUGUUGAUUUGAUCACCUGAAACUUGUCUAUUAACACACACCGAGGUUCAGUAUCCUUUUUGUCUCAAGGAGUUAGAAGUGAUUAAAGGAUGCAAAAAGUCAUGAAGAACACUAACAUUUCAUUCGCCGAGGCCGUCAGUCGGCCUCCGCUUAACUCAGAGCUCGUUUGGAGAAACGUCUGAAAUAUGAUUUGGUAUACGAUAAACAUGAGCAACAAUCCAGGAGGCCGAAGCGUUGUGUUUGUCUCCGAACAAAUAAAGGUUGACACAAACUGUU